Messenger RNA from Neurospora tetrasperma FGSC 2508, 2211 nucleotides. RefSeq lists its product as uncharacterized. The coding region runs from base 75 to 2015 and encodes 646 amino acids. The record is from RefSeq and is a predicted model, not a curated record. NCBI's taxonomy places the organism in Eukaryota, Fungi, Ascomycota, Sordariomycetes, Sordariales, Sordariaceae. The transcript has 2 exons.
AAUACGGGCCCGGGCCCGGCCCUGGUGUUGGCUCACUUGGGGUGGGCGGCGGCGCCAGCGACCGGGAUGUGUCCAUGUUGGCGUUGCGGGGACCAUCCUCGGUCGUGGGCGGCGCUGGUGGCACCGGCGUGCGGGCGACAUACCGAGACAGCUACAGCCACCACGGCCACGGCCACGGUCACCACAGCAGUAACAACAGCAACUUUAGCUCGUCAACCCCGUACGUCUCGUCGCGAGCUCGAAGAUACAACCGCUCCCACGCCGGCGGCGCUUCCUUCAUCCCGCAAAACGAAUUCCCCGUUUUCAGCCAUAGCGGCGAUGUCGAGAUCGUUGUGCGCGUCCCCUGCGGACUCGAGAACCGAUACCUACUGCAUCGACACAUUUUGACGAGGUGUUCGGGUUUCUUUGAAGCCAGCACCAGCCAGGAAUGGUCGCGCGCCCAGACGGUUCCAGGAGGAGGAGGAGGAGGAGGAGUAAUACCAGAGUUGCCCGCGCCGGGCGGCGCAUCCAAGGGUGGGAGCAGCGGGAACGGAGCAGGAGGACCAGGAACAGGAACAGUAACAAGGGCGACGCAGGAUUCAACAACACCCAAAAAGCGAUGGCGAUACGAACUCGACACCGGCACCGACGACAACGACAUCCCCAUGCUCGUGCAAAAGGACGAGUCCUCUGCACCAUUAGCACCACCACCAAUACCACCUACACCCUCCGGCCCUCCAACAACCCAAUCCUCCAUCUUCGGCAACGGCUCUGGGUCAGGGUCAGGGUCCUCGGGAGGCCGACACCGCAGCAACAGCCAAAAGUCCAACCACACCCAAUCCAAUUCCUUCUUCCGCUCAGUCGCCAACCUCUCGCUAUCCCACUCUUCCCACCGUCAAUCCCACCACCAGAACUCUCCCUCGGCAAGGGAAGAACCCCCUCAGGCAGACCUCGACCUCCUCCGCGACUACGAUAACCUCUUCCGUAUCAUGUACAACUACCCGCCCACCCUCGACCCAAUUUCUUUGCCCGACGCCUACGUGCAAUGCAAGUCUCUGCUGCAGCUCGCCGACCAGUACGAUGCGCUAGCCGUCGUCGGGCCGCGGGUCGAUCACCACUUGCUGCAGUUCCAGUCGCGGCUAUGGCGACAGAUAGCUAAAUACCCCAUCUCCUAUCUGCGGCUGGGAUACUUGGCCAGGAGCAAAGUCAUCUUCCAGGAGGCGCUGAUCCACGUUGUCGGCCAGUGGCCCGCGGGCGAACGGUCGAUAAGAGCAGCGAUGCCCGAGUCGGUGGUGGACAUCAUUGAAGACAAAGUCGACGAGCUCGAAGAGGUCGUCUCACGCGUGGAAGCACGACUCUUCCGCCUAGGCGUCACCGGACGCGGAGGAGAGAGGGUAGGGCCGGGAAAUGGCUACGUCGAUUGGCUAGCCGUCAGUCUUUUCCGCGAAUGGCUAGCAGAAAACACCUCCCCGCCUCCGUCUUCGGCCGAGUAUACCUCCUCCUCCUCGAAUAAACACCACAACUCCGAACGAUAUAGUCGCGGCGGACAUGGACAUGGACACCGUUCCAGCAACAACAAUGUCCCGAACAGUAGGGCCCGCCAUAAUAGUUCCAGUUCCGGGUCAGCAUCAGGUUCCAAUUCCAACUCGAAUUCCGGCCCCCGAGGCGACCCCUACGCAGCAGCAGUAACAACAACAUCAGCAACAACGACCCCGAAUCUCGCCACUUUAGGUCGCACUUUUCGUCUGUUGGGCGGUUCGCCCAAAGAAUACCUCACUUACGAUGACUGCAAGCGCUUUCUGAAACUCUCGCCCGAGCUCUACAACCGCGACAACUUAAGGCGGUUCGAAAAGAGGAUCGAAGAGCUGAAAGCCAUGGCGAGAGAGGUGGUUCGGCCAUUGAUGGGGAGUGGGCUGGAACUGGAGAUUUCUGGCGGCGGGGGCAAUGGAAGUGGUGGGAGUGGGGGCAGUAUGCUGGGGUAUUUGACUUGUACGACGGUCUAUGAUCGGGAUUUACCUUGGAUGAGUUAUGAAUGAUGGGACAUGGUGGAGGAACGAACGAGCGAAUGAAGGAACGAUGAUAUGCAGACCAAGAUGAUGCUUUUCUGGGUUGUUUAUUAUAUAUAUAUACCGGGCGCAGCGAUGGUUAGGGUAUGGACGGAAGACGUAAGGACUUGGGCGGAUGUUGGGAUUUGGUUGGAUGGAUGUUUUGGACAGAGAGACUUUGGCGUCU